AAGCACUAUCUGUAUAAUUUCUCAAAUAUUCACAGAUCCAGACCAUGCAAGUUGAAACAACUGAAAAGAAUGAAGCACUUACAAGCAAGAUGCAGGAGCAUGCAAACUUAGUCCAUGAAAAAGAUCAGUUGGAGCAACAAUUGCUGGAAGUUAGGAAGGAACUGGAGGCUGCUUACCGUACCAUAGCUAACCAGGAAGAGCAAGCUUCAGUGAGGGAGAUAAAGUGGGAUGCGUUUAAGACGUAUUCAGCGGAUCAACUAGAAGCUGCACAAAAACACGCUGCAGAGCUGGAAGUACAAGUAUCAGCUCUAAAUCAGCAGCUGCAAGAAGCUGAGAUCCAUUACGAGAAAAAGGUUGCAAAGGAGAGUGAGAAACUCGCUCUUGUCAAUACACAGCUCAACAAGCUAACCCAAGAUGUGAGCAAGAGCGCUGAAAUGGAGAAGAGGUACAGGACCUUGAGCAGAAGUUGCAGCUUGCUCAUUCCAAAUCUGAAGAACAGGCAAAGGAUGCAGUGGUGUCAACGAGAUCCCGAGAAUUCAGCCUGGACUCGUUAGCACCGCAAAACAAACAGCACGACAUAUCUCAGGCUCCUAGCACGGCCUCCCCGAACCCGGCGCAGCAACAACUGCGGGA
Messenger RNA from Triticum dicoccoides, 633 nucleotides. Its product is annotated as tropomyosin-1-like. NCBI's taxonomy places the organism in Eukaryota, Viridiplantae, Streptophyta, Magnoliopsida, Poales, Poaceae. The transcript has 4 exons. Bases 45 to 554 code for a protein of 169 amino acids. The record is from RefSeq and is a predicted model, not a curated record.